UCUCUGUAAUUCUAACACACAUCACACAGUUUUAUAUGACACCGUUACUUUCAACAAAAAUGGAGAAGUUAACUAGUGAUGGAACAAAUUUCAGUACAAUCAACAGCUCGGUUGAUCAGCAACACUAUUUUGCAGGGGGUUACCAGCCGAUUAAAUCCACGGAAUUAAAGUUUUUGGUACAGACAAUUUUAGUACUUAUUUGCGUAACAGGCUUUGCUGGGAAUGUUUUUGCGGCUGGAGUCUUAAUUCACAUCAUUAGGAAAGGGAAGCCAUCUCUGAUCAAUUCUUUAAUUCUAAAUCUGAGCACUGCUGAUCUUUUCAUCUUGUCAUUUGUUGUACCAUUCAGAGCAGCCAUUUACUCUAAGCCGACGUGGAAUGCAGGAUGGUUCAUUUGCAAAACCUCAGACUGGUUUCUUCAUUCCUGUAUGGUAGCAAAGAGUCUUACUACUGCAGUAGUUGCUAAAGCUUGUUUUAUGUAUGCUAGUAAUCCAUCCAAACAGGUGAAUAUUAAGUACCAAACAAUCUUCACCAUUAUUUUGCCUAUCUGGAUACUAGCAUUUGUAUUCCCUAUUCCUCACUGGCUCUUCACAACACUGAAGUACAAAACAGACAUGGUUAUGUGCAUUUUGAAUAUUCCAGAGACUGGCAGCCUUUUUCUCUCAGUCUUUGUAAAACUGUACCCCAUUUUUGUUUUCUGUAUCCCUCUGUUCUUUGCAUUCUUUUAUUUUUGGAGAGCAUAUGGCAGGUGUCAGAGAAGAGGAACUAAAACCCAAAAUCUAAGAAACCAGAUUCGAUCCAGAAGACUUACUUUGAUGCUGUUGUACAUUACUAUGGCUUUUACCAUUAUGUGGCUACCAGAAUGGAUAUCCUGGUUGUGGAUGUGGCAUGUACAUUGGACUCGCUAUUCUCUGCCAGCAGCAUUCACUGCAUUUUCCCAUAUUAUUAUGUUCUGCAUUUCAUUAGUAGAUCCUAUAAUCUUUCUGGUAAUGAAUGAAGAAUUCAGAGAGAGCUGCAAAGGUCUUUGUAAAAGAAUAACUUGGAAAAAAACCCACAUUUCAACUGAAUCUCGAGGUACGCAGGUCAAUAUGAGUCUUGAAGGACCUCCUCCAGAAUCUGUCCAAGCUGAACAGCAGCAGGCAAAUCAAGAGAAAGAACUUUCUACUACUCAUGAAAAUUCAGAAUCACCAAAAAGCAAAAAGGAAAAUCCAACAUUUCCUGAUGUAGAACAGUUCUGGCAUGACAGGGAAAUCAGUUCCCCAUCUCAAGAUAAUGAUCCUACCCCUUGGGAGCACGAAGGGGAAGAAAAGCAAGCUAGUCAGAUAAACGUGAAACUGUGAAAUGGACUAAGUGAGACCAAAUGUUCCUGUUUGUUGUUGUGCAUUCACCUUACAAUGGUCUUUUGUCUGUCAGAUGUAUAGUCAGUAAUGUACAAAUUACCCCAUGCUUAUGACUGCUGGGUGGUUAUUUUCCAUCAAUUCCUUAAAUACAAUGGUUUGUAUGUUUUAGAUGUUGACCAAUAUACUGGUGUAAAAAUAGCAAUAUAGAAUGAUAGUGUAGUAUUGCCAGGUAUACUGAGGGAAUGUUAGGUAAUAGCAUUAGAACAUGCUCCAAAACUGCUGUAAAUGUUCAGUUCUAGCUUUCUGAUAUUGUGACUAUUGUACUUUUCCAUAUGAAGUCAGAAAAUAUUCUUAUAUCCCACCAAGGCAAGAUCUUCCAUAUUUGUUCAUUAGAUGUGCAUAGGGUUGAGACCCAGUUAAAUGGGGAGAAAAGUCUUGAAAUUUAUGCAACUGCUUCUAGUAAUGCAAACAAGUGAAAGCUGUUAAAAUCAUAAAUAUUUGAUAGCACACGUUUUUAGCUACACAGAUCAAACAAAAUGCAGUCCAGUCACCAUUAAUUACUGUAGUUUCUUAGAUCAGGCUCAGGAUGUUUGUUUUUUAACAACAGCACUUCAAGUUUCAAUAUAUCGCUCACAUUAAAUUACAACUAGCCAGUAGAUUGUAUAAUAUAGUGCUACAUGCCUGAAUAUCAAAUGGGGCAGUCAAUGUAAGUAAAAUGAGAUCAGGAAACACUUUGCAGGAAUGCAGCUGCUGUCCUUUGUUUUGUAAUGGGCGAGGGCAGAGUUUUUAGUACAUUUGUCCUGCAGUGAAAAUGAAUAUAUUCAACAUUUAUAAACAUCUGAAUCUACCUUUAAAAUAUUCCAGAAGUGCAUUUUUCCUACUAGAUUCAUGCUUUACUGCAAAAAAUCAAUUCACCUAUGCAUUUGUUCCCAAAUAUAUAUUUCCAAUAAGUAAAAUGUGAGUAGCCUCACUAUUAACAUGGCAAAACUAAACUUCUAAUAAUGUAAAUUUCUGCUAAGAAUAAGAAAUAAAGUUUCAAUAGUUUCAGACAUAAUAUUUCAGUGUCAAAAAACAUAAAAGCUAAUUUAUUAAAUGAUGCAUUCCCUUUAAGCAAAACUUAUAAGCACUUGUAUGCUCACUGUAAUACAUUUUUAAUAUAUUAUUCAAACUUAAAUGCAAUAAUAAUUGCUAUAACUUAGUCUGGCACCAGAGGAGAUUAAGCAUGUGAGCUGCUUACCAAGCUGCUUCCUGUACUCCAGGGUAUAGGGUUUGAUUCCUUCCACUUCCAUUUGCCUGUUAUGUGACACUGAGCCAGUCACUUAAUCAAACAAUACUCUCAGCUCACCCUUGAAAAUGGAUACUUGCAUCUUAAUGGGCUUACCUACCUAACAAAUUAAUUAAAAAAAACACUCCUAUUCUCCUGUUGAGAUGCUUGGCAAAAGUGUUUAAGCAGUAUUCUUCUGUGCUGCUAUAACCUGGAAGGUUGGAAGCACAGUUCCUCAAAAAUCAAUACUGAUGCUUUCAUUGUGACUGUGGAAGAAGAAAUGGUGUGGUAUCUUAACAUGUUAUGUCUGCAAGAUGCUUUAAUUUUUGAAACAGGCAUCAGAAUACUAGCAGGAAAAAUAUACAGUUGCGUGGAGAGGUACAAAAAAGCACUUAAAUAGUAAAACAUGUUAACAUGAUACACAAGAAAGGACCAUGGUGAAUUCACUUAAGUCCAAAGUCUUACAAUAUUACUGAUGUUCAAAUGUGAGUUUACAAAUCUGUUCACCAAAUGCUUUGUUUUUGCCUUGCAAAAGUGUG
Messenger RNA from Protopterus annectens (West African lungfish), 3140 nucleotides. RefSeq names its product G protein-coupled receptor 151 (gene GPR151). The transcript has a single exon. Bases 36 to 1337 code for a protein of 433 amino acids. Gene Ontology annotation, molecular function: G protein-coupled receptor activity. Lineage: Eukaryota; Metazoa; Chordata; Ceratodontiformes; Protopteridae. Gene Ontology annotation, biological process: G protein-coupled receptor signaling pathway. The record is from RefSeq and is a predicted model, not a curated record. Gene Ontology annotation, cellular component: membrane.